GACUGGUCAAAGAUUUAAUAAAAUGAUAAGAUAGUAGCCAACCCUCUUUGCUUUUUCCGCAUACAGCGUGAGUUGUUAAGUUAUCCUGUAAGAGAGAUUUGAGUUCGACUCGCGUUUAUUCAACCGUUCAGAGAGCUCACCUCUGCUGAGACAUGUCCACACUGCGCAUGCUCGAUUUAGGUAAACUCCUCAUUCACUUUGGACCUGUCUGUGUGCAAGCUUCCUCGUUUGUCGUCUCAGUUUAACAAAAUGAAAGAAGUUGGAUGAAAAUUGACCUUCUAAAUCGUGGGUGAAGCCGGGAGUUUGGCACAGAACUGUCAAAUGAAACUGCGUCUAUGCAAACCCGGAAAUAAGUCUGACGAGCAGCUCUUGCUUCAGUUCUAUCGUCUUUCCAUAUGAACCCACAGCAUCAGUGUCGUGAAUAUCAGAGGUUUCCUGUUGUGGCGUGGAAUUAGACGAUAUAAUGCUGUUCACGCGAACAUCAGGCGCUGCAAAUGUGAAGAUCGACAAGUAAAGGUAUGUGUUUUUUUUUCUAGGGAUCUGCAGAACGAGUCUGAUUCUCUGCUACCAUGCGAUUAUAUGUGUGUCUAUGUGGAGCUGCUGGAGUGUGAACUCCUCCAGUGACUCUAUGAUUUAAAGAUUAUUUGACGACUUAUAGCGAAGCAAAGACCUGUGGUGCAUUUAGGGUUUUGUCUGUCCACAGGACCUGUGAUCCAUUAUGGGGAACACACCAUCCAAGAGUGGCAGCGGAGAGGAGCCGGUCAAAACAACUUUGUUUGAAAAGGAGCCAAAUGGGAUCACAUACAGGAUCCCUGCCCUCAUCUACCUGAGGCACUGUCACACCUUCCUCGCCUUUGCAGAGAAAAGAUCUUCACCUUGUGACCAUGACGCCAAAAUUCUUGUGAUGAGAAGAGGGACACUGAAAGAUGACGGAUCUGUUCAGGUAAUUAUUCACAGAUUUUAAUCAGCAGGUCAUAACUUACAACAGUAUGUCUGCCUAUAUUUUUAAUAAUAAUAAUAACUUUAUUUAUAUAGCACUUUUAAAAACAGAAGUUUACAAAGUGCUUUGACAACAGUUGCAAAGCACAGAACAUCAGCACAUGUAAAUAAAAACAAAAGCUCAGUUAAAAACAAGGCCUCCGAAUUGAAGGCCAGUUUCAUUUUUCAUAAGAAACCCAAGCAAUACAAGAACCCUACAACAUAAAAUGAGACCAUGAGGACCAAAAUAAAAACAUAAAAUAGGUAAGAAGAAGAAAUGAAAUAGAAAAGGGGAGUAGAAAGCAGGAAACAGGAUAGUAAGUAUGAAAGAGGAUAUUAAUAAUGAUAAUAAAAUAAAAUGAUGGUAAAUGAUAAAAUGGAAUAAUAAAAAUGAGCUGGAAAAAACAAUAGUAAAGGACCUAAAAGGUAAAAUAAGAAAAGAUCAUAAGUAAAACAAAGGCCAAAAGGAUAGCGGUAAAACAGAAAAAAAGAUAAAAGACGGCAUCACAUAAAAGCAAGUCUGUAAAAGUGAGUUUUUAAAUUUGACUUCAAAGAAGCGACUGUCUCUGCGAGCCUGAUCUCCUCUGGCAGGUCGUUCCAAAGUCGAGGAGCUCUGAUGGAGAAAGCUCUAUCACCUUUUUAAGUCUUGUUUGUUGUGUUUCCCAGUGGUCAACUGGUCAGGAGGUGUCAACCGCUUGUCUACCAGACCACCGCACCAUGAAUCCCUGCCCUGUGUAUGAAAAAAACAGCAAAACACUGUUUUUGUUCUUCAUCUGUAUCUGGAGAAAUACCACAGAGGUACGGCAGAUCAUUACAGGUAAGAACAAGGCACGUCUUUGCUGUAUUAGCAGCAGCGAUGAUGGGCAAACCUGGACUCAGGCAAGAGACUUGACAGAAAGUGUCAUUGGAGAGACAAUCCAUAAGUGGGCCACCUUUGCUGUGGGGCCUGGUCACGGUGUACAACUGGAGAAUGGCAGAUUGAUCAUCCCGGCAUAUGCCUAUUAUGUCCCUUACAGAUGCUGUUCCUUCCCCAUUCCUUUCACGGUCUACCCCCGAGCUUUGUCUAUUUAUAGUGAGGACUUUGGACAGACAUGGCGCAUCGGAAAAAUGCUUCGGAAGAAGUCAUGUGAAUGUGAGAUGGCUGAAAUCAUAGACCAUGAGGGCCGGAGUCACCUGUACUGUAAUGCCCGCAACACUGGAGGGCACAGAUGUGAAGCGCUGAGUGAAAACAGCGGUGUGUAUUUUGACAAACCACACAUAUCUCCAGAGCUGGUCGAACCACCUUCAGGCUGUCAGGGCAGUGUCAUUGGCUUCCCCGCUCCUGAAUUCGUCCCAAACGAUGACACUGAAAGCAAAGCCUGCGGCACGUCCCUCUUGUCUCCAGACACACAAACCUGGCUUCUCUUUGUCCAUCCAACCAACAAGUCCAGCAGGAGGGACAUGGGUGUGUAUUUAAACCGAUCCCCCCUGCACUCAUCGGGUUGGGACCGACCCCGGAUCAUCCACAGAGGACCGAGCGGCUACUCUGACCUGGCCUACAACAGUGACAAAGAUCAGUUCUCGUGCCUGAUGGAGUGUGGGAAAGAAAGUGAACUUGAGCAGAUUGCGUUCAUGUCGUUUACCCUCAAUGAUGUCAUGCAGACAGGAAGUAAGAAAGAGAAGAAGAUGCGUUGAUUUGUGGUUGCUUCAUUCCUGUGUCAACAGAGGCCCUCCCCCCUGAAGAUCUCCUGCAACCUAAAAAUCCAAGCAGAAGCCACUAAAUAUGCUGUGCAGUAACAUCUGUCUGUGUUUACUGUUGUUCUACAUUCGGAGAUGAUAAUGCAUGCUUGAGUCGUGUGUUUUGUUGUCUCCUUGUUUACAUGAAAGGGUAAAUCAAGUCUUAAUAGUAUUAAUAUGCAAGAUGCUGUAAAAGGAAGGAAACUAUUUUAAUAGGUUAGGAGGCAGAUUUCAAGCAUGCUGUGCUGGACUGUCAUCUUUUUACCAGGCUUUGAGUGUGUGUGCGUGUGUAGCAUGUUUGACAAGCUCUUCAUACUCAUUUCUGCUCCUUUAUUAAACCGUCGGUGUUUUCUGAGCAGUGGAGAGAAUUUGCCUACCUCCUUUUUAUUUUCAUACAAAGAUCAUAGCAGGCCUUGUAACGUAGAGCAUAGAGUCGGCUCCAUGCUCGCUCUCUCCUUUACAUCUAGUAUAACUGAUUCACAUAUGCCUUUGACUCCACUGUUUAGACUCAAGCUGUGCCACAGACGUUUCUGUUUGUGCCAAAAAGUUGGCAGCAGACAGAAAUUAAAACAUUAAUUUGUACUCAUCACUUUAGCUAAUUGAUGAAGAGACCAACUAAACUGUACCACAUGUAUCAGUUUAAACAUAGUUUGGAGGGAUAUUCUUCUUCUCCUUCAAGCUAUGUCUGUUGAGAGCAUUUAGGCUACUCUGUACUGUACACUCGUUUUAAUACAUUCAUUUUUAAAAGCAAUAUUUGACUUGGUUACACGAUUUCCUUAUUUAUGUUCUGGUUUCCUCUUAAUUCAUCAUAAUUUUCCUAACAGGCUUUUUCCUUGACAUUUUCAGCGAAGCGCUCAUAUGACCAGGUGCGAUGGGCUGAUUUAAUGAAAGCAUGUAACAGCAUGUAAUUACAGAUGAAGAUAUACUAUUUAUAAAGCCACUAGAAAUUUGUACACACAAAGAGUGACUUAGAAAAUCUUUGCUUCAAAUUGUGAGGUUAGGGUGGUUGCAAACUGGUUUCAUUGUGUUUUUGUUGACUGUUGUGGAAAGUGACAAAACCUGCAUGAAACUUGUAUUUUAGUAGAAAAUAAAAGUAACCUGUGAUCACCUGA
This is a messenger RNA of Xyrichtys novacula (pearly razorfish), 3806 nucleotides long. The record is from the annotation of a GenBank genome assembly. Lineage: Eukaryota; Metazoa; Chordata; Actinopteri; Labriformes; Labridae.